This is a messenger RNA of Prosopis cineraria, 1011 nucleotides long. RefSeq lists its product as uncharacterized. Lineage: Eukaryota; Viridiplantae; Streptophyta; Magnoliopsida; Fabales; Fabaceae. Gene Ontology annotation, biological process: intracellular sphingolipid homeostasis; negative regulation of ceramide biosynthetic process; ceramide metabolic process. Bases 327 to 800 code for a protein of 157 amino acids. The record is from RefSeq and is a predicted model, not a curated record. Gene Ontology annotation, cellular component: endoplasmic reticulum membrane. The transcript is spliced from 3 exons.
GUUCGAAUCGCAGCCUUGGAUUUUUUUUUUCCCCCUCUUCAAGUUAUCGACAUCGUCAUCAUCGUCAUUAAUGGAGCCGAUUAAUCAAAUUUAGCUUUCAAUCUCAGUCGGCCACCCCUUGUUUGAUCAUUCUGAUCAGGCAUUGUAGAGAGAGGAGAGAGAAGCACAGCUGUUUCUAGGUUUUAGUUUUGAACCUCCGACACACCCACAACCAUCGACACGCCAAUCCGGCACCGACUAUUUGAGCUUUUUUUAAUUACCAAAAUCUUGCCCUUUUCUGUUUUCUAUCCAGAGAGUCUUUGGCAAAAUCUGGGUUUUGAAUUUGAAUGGCGAAUCUUUAUGUCAAGGCCGUGCCACCGGCCGAUCUGAACAGAAACACCGAGUGGUUCACCUAUCCAGGUGUGUGGACCACCUACAUCCUUAUCCUCUUCUUUUCAUGGCUGCUUGUCCUCUCCGUCUUUGGCUGCUCUCCUGGUAUGGCUUGGACCAUCGUCAAUCUCGCCCACUUCGCGGUAACAUACCACUUUUUCCACUGGAAGAAAGGAACCCCGUUUGCAGAAGACCAGGGAAUAUACAAUGGAUUGACAUGGUGGGAGCAGAUAGAUAAUGGAAAACAGCUUACUCGUAACAGGAAAUUUCUAACAGUUGUCCCGGUGGUGCUGUACUUGAUAGCCUCUCACACGACUGACUAUCAACACCCAAUGCUCUUCUUCAACACCCUUGCAGUGAUCGUGUUGGUUGUGGCAAAGUUCCCCAACAUGCACAAGGUUCGAAUUUUCGGAAUUAACGCGGACAUGUGAGGAUAUUGUCAAGUCAAUGGGACUUGGUUUACUUGCUGAUGAGCCUCUUAUGAUCCUUCACUUGUUCUGGAAAAAAGUUGUAUCUUUGUAUAGAAGUCAGAACUGGAAGGAUACUCAACUAUGUAAUGUUUUGUGCAAACUGCUUUUUCAGGUUGCUUCUCAGAUUAUAAAAAGGAAUAAAUAUCUCGACUUGUUAUUGUACAGUAGAUAA